Messenger RNA from Brettanomyces nanus, 1086 nucleotides. RefSeq lists its product as uncharacterized. Gene Ontology annotation, biological process: tRNA dihydrouridine synthesis. The record is from RefSeq and is a predicted model, not a curated record. Gene Ontology annotation, cellular component: cytoplasm. Bases 1 to 1086 code for a protein of 361 amino acids. NCBI's taxonomy places the organism in Eukaryota, Fungi, Ascomycota, Pichiomycetes, Pichiales, Pichiaceae. Gene Ontology annotation, molecular function: flavin adenine dinucleotide binding; tRNA dihydrouridine synthase activity. The transcript has a single exon.
AUGGCAGAUUUCAGAGCUAAACUUGUUUUGGCCCCCAUGGUCAGAAUAGGCGAACUCCCUACAAGACUUUUAGCCAUCAAGUAUGGAGCCGAUCUAGUUUGGGGCCCGGAGAUAGUUGAUCGCAAGAUCUUGACCUGUCAACGGGUCUACAACAAAGACUUGGAUACUAUUGAUUUUCUUAGUACAAAAGGAAGCACCAAGAUUCCCGGUAUUACCAAUCUUGUGUUUCGGACGUAUAGAAAAGUUGAAAAAGAUCGAUUAAUAUUCCAGAUGGGUACAUCCAAUGCGGAGUUGGCUGUCAAAGCUGCUAAGAUCAUCGCAGAAGAUGUCGAUGGCAUUGACAUUAAUGCUGGCUGCCCUAAACACUUUUCUAUUCAUUCUGGAAUGGGAGCUGCAUUAUUGAAGACUCCCGAUUUACUAUGUGAAAUCCUUACAUCACUAGUGGAACAGGUAGGUCGACCGUACGGUAAGCCAAUCAGUGUCAAGAUCAGAUUGCUGGACGAGAAAAAAGACACUCUGGAUUUAAUCUCCCGUUUGGUUAAGACCGGAAUUUCGAAUUUGACCCUUCAUUGUCGUACUAGAGAGAUGCGUAACCGUGAACCUCCCAUUAGAGAUUAUUUGGACGAGAUCCAUCGCAUCUGCCUUGACAAUAAUGUCAGUCUCAUUAUUAACGGUGGCAUUAAAAGUUAUCAGGACUUUAGGGAGAUUCAGGCCAAGCUCGGUGAUGAUGUUGGAUGCAUGAUAGCCUCUGCUGCUGAGAGGAACGUGUCUUGCUUCAAUACUAAUGGUCCUUUAAACUGGACUCAGGUUGCUAGAGAUUACAUUGCUACGGCCAUCAAAUUCAAAAAUCAUCCAUCCAAUACGAAGUAUUGUUUGCUAAGAAUGGUACCUGGAACCGCUACCAUUCAUCCUGUUUUGAAUGUAAUGAGAGAACUGGAAGAGUUCCAGGAUGCGUUAACAAACACGAUGGACGAUGAUGGAAAAUUUAUAGAGCGUAAAGAAGCUCUAGCAGGGGAACUUCGCAAAAGAAGAGCCAGUAUGGCUACAACCCUGGAAGCUGAUUUCGAGAAGAAGAUUAAGGCAUAG